CACAAAGCCGUUUGUCGUCCAUUUAAUAUUGAAAAGUCUUGGCGUUGCCCAAUGACGGUUUAGUCUAAAGCCCAUUACUCAAACCUUUAUUCUUCCAUGGAAGUAUAGAACCAGAUUUCAACAUCCUCUCUUUCGCUCAAAAUCUUUGUCCAUCGAUCAAUCUAUCAUGGCCUGUUUGGAAAAUCCAUCUGCUCUUUUACCCCCUUGCUUAUUUCCAAGAAAGAAGACACUCGUACCCACUUCGGAAUCUGGUGAUGAUCAUGAGAAAUUGCUGCCACCGGAUUACCAGGAAAUUCUCAAAAGGUCGGGUUCUCAGGUCAAUUCUUGGACGAAGAAGGAGAUCUACAGAAAUCUAUGCGAUGGUAUACUCAUCGAUGGCGAUAGGAAGUUCUUUUCACUGGAAAAAUCAACCGGUAAGAAAUGCUGCCUGCUGAGUGCAAGAGAGCUUGAGAUUAUAUGGGAAAAUGACAACAGGUAUUGGGAUUGGAUACCAUCAACAGAAUCAAGGUUCAAAGAGGUGGUUCACCUAAAAGAGGUAUGGUGGAUGGAUAUCACUGCAGCGAUUCCUUCUCGCAUGUUAUCCCCGGAAACAAAUUAUGUUGCUUGUCUCGUCGUGAAUUUUGAUAGAGGAGCGUAUGGGCUAGAUAGAGAACCGUGGGAGAUCAAAGUUUCUUACAGAGGAAAGAUAUUAUCUCAGUCUCGUCAGAAUAUAGCUUGUAAUGUGAAGGAAGGUGUCGAUCCCAGAGUGGCUCUUCAAAUAAAGCGCCUCCAUUUUCUGCACCGUAUAAAGAUGUUGCCUAAUCCGCCGUCUGAACCUGAUAUCAAGUAUCCGUGCAGAAGAGAUGGUAGUCAGUGGUUGGAGAUCGAGUUGGGGGAAUUUACUACCGAGGGAGAUGAUGGGGAGGUGGUGAUAAAUGUGAAGGAAACAAGUAACUAUAAUCGCAAAACAGGGAUUACCAUUGAAGGAGUUGAGUUUAGACCACAGCAUGGACACACACAUUGAACCGUGAGUAUCUCUGGUUUGUAGUUAUUUUUAUCAUGUUUAUUCUCUGCAGAUUGGUUGACUUGAGCUGCACCCAACUGGGCAAAAUCCUUCCAUGAUCAAUGAAAAACAUUUUAUUUACAUUUUUCAUUAUUUUAAAAAGUUUAAUUCAAUUUUGCUUGUUUGUCA
Molecule: messenger RNA, 1171 nt
Organism: Nelumbo nucifera (sacred lotus)
Lineage: Eukaryota; Viridiplantae; Streptophyta; Magnoliopsida; Proteales; Nelumbonaceae
Product: F-box protein PP2-B15-like
Source: RefSeq, a predicted model, not a curated record